AUGCUGGAAUACGAGAACCAGAUGUUCUUGGAAAUACUUCAUGAAGAUGGAUUAAUCAUAACUGCAAAAGGUCUUGGUUUGGACACGGUAUUUAUAAAUUUAUUGAAAGCUUAUUCAGACCCAGGACACUUAGUCAUAGUUUUAGGUACAACAAAUAAAGAUGAACAGUAUUUUAUUGAAAAGCUUCGUAGUCAAAAUGAAAAACAUCUUCCUCGUGUUAUAACAGCAGAGGUUACAUCCAGUGAAAGGGAAAUUACUUAUUUGGAUGGAGGAGUAUUGUUUAUGUCUGGGCGAAUUUUAGUUGUGGAUCUGCUAAAGAGCCGUGUACCCUUACAUUUAGUUAGCGGAAUACUCGUCUAUAGAGCACAUAAAAUAUUAAACUCCCACCAAGAGGUAUUCGCAAUUCGUCUUUAUCGACAAACGAAUAAGACUGGAUUCAUUAAAGCGUUUUCUAAUUCUGCUUUGGCAUUCAAUGCUGGGUUUGCUCAAGUUGAGCGGGUAAUGAGAACAUUAUUUAUAAAACAGUUAUACCUCUGGCCACGUUUUCAUUCAGUAGUGACCAACAGUUUAUCAACUUACAAGCCACAAGUUAUAGAACUUCAUGUUAAAUUAACGCCGAAAAUGUUGAAAAUCCAGUCACUCUUGCUUGAUGUAAUGAAUUAUCUCAUAAAGGAAUUAAAAAGGAUUAACAAAUAUAUAGAUUUGGAUGAAUUAACCGUUGAAAAUGCAAUAGCAAAAAAAUUUCAUAAGCAGCUGCAACAACAAUUGGAUCCAAUGUGGCAUCAACUCAGUAAAAAAACAAAACAACUGAUUUCUGAAAUCAAAACCUUACGGUCCUUACUGAUGUCAUUAGCAUAUGAUGAUUCGGUAUCCUUCUAUGAAUUGCUGAAUCGCUUACGAUCGAAGGAAUACGUAAUAAAUAGUAGCGGGUGGUUAUUAUUAGACAUCGUUGAAGAGUUAUUUAAAUGUACAAAGGAAAGAGUAUAUACUGACAAAAAUGAACUGAAGCCGGAAGCAAAUCCAAAGUGGACAAUCUUAUCGGAAAUCAUUCUGGAAAUUCAAAACCACAAUAAGAAACGUAGUGACUUGUCUGGACAAACACAGAAAGUAUUAAUUUUAGUGCAGGACACGGUUACGUGUUAUCAGCUGAAAAACGUAUUAAUCAAGGGUCCCAGUGAAUACUUACUAUAUCAAGCAACGAAGAAGAUUCAGUUCAAGGAAACGAACAAGCAAAGUUUCGAAUGUGAUCCUGAAACGAGCAGCAAUACUGAGAAAAAUGAAAAUGUGGAAGAAGAUACAGAGCAAGACAGUUAUGUUUUGACUUUAUCGCAAAAACCAUCUACACACAUUGAAUUAAAAUCUCCAGGAGACUCGGAACAAUUCUUUGAGGAAUACUCUCAGAUAGCAGAAUUGGAUUUGACAACAUUCUCAACUUCAGUACCGCUCAUCGUUAUACAAUCUCUCAAGAAAGCCUCUGAUCCCAUGGCUUUGCAACGUACCUUAUUAGAAAUGAUGCCGAGUUAUGUAAUUAUGUAUGCAGCUGAUAUAUCCGCAGUACGACAAGUGGAAGUCUAUCAAAAUUAUAAUCCAGCUAUAAACCUUUGCGUUUAUUUCUUGAUUUAUGGUGGUUCCGUUGAAGAACAAGCAUAUCUGUCUUCACUACGCAGAGAAAAAGACGCCUUCGAACGGUUAAUUCGAGAUAAAUCAUCUAUGGUUGUACCAGCCGAUCAAGAUGGCAAAACAGAAGAUUGUGCGGCCUUGUCGACAAAAGUUAAUAAUCCAUUUAACGAAGAAAAUACCCGCCAAGGGGGAUUACAAACUGAUGGAAAAGUUAUAGAAAAAGUGGUUGUGGACAUGAGAGAAUUUGGAUGUGAAUUGCCAACCAUCUUGCACAAUCGUGGUAUAGAAAUCGAUCCAGUUACUCUUCUAAUUGGCGAUUACAUAUUAUCACCGGAUAUAUGUAUCGAGCGUAAAAGUAUUAGUGAUUUGAUUGGCUCCCUGCAAUCUGGAAGAUUAUAUACUCAGGUUAUGGCUAUGAAUCGCCAUUAUCACAAACCUAUGCUACUUAUUGAGUUUGACCAAAAUAAACCCUUCUGCUUGCAGAGACAUUACUAUGUCAGUAAAGGCGUGGACAGUAAAGAUGUGACCUCAAAAUUACAACUACUUACGAUGCAUUUUCCGCGACUAAAAUUAGUAUGGUCUCCUAAUCCACAUGCUUCAGCACAACUAUUUGAAGAAUUGAAGAAAGGUAAAGAUCAACCUGACGGUGCAAGAGCUGUGUUAAUCGGUACUCACGGAAAUGCAUAUGAGAAGGAAGUAAUGGCAAAUAAAUAUAAUGCGUGUAUGUUUGACUUCAUGAUGCAAAUACCUGGAGUAACCUCUAAAAAUAUAUAUGCGAUAUUGAAUAAAGGAAUAUCGCUGGAUCAACUUAUUUCACACACUGAAGAACAACUAAUUGACAUUGUUGGAAAUAAACAAGAUGCACAAAUAUUGUACAAUGGGUUACAUACAAUAAAUCAGACAGCAGAUGAUAUUCCAGAAGCUACCGUCAGUCGAACGAUUUCAAGAGUACGAGAAAGGGGAUUAUUUUAUAAACGAAAUAGAAGCUCUUAAAAGCAGUACAUUCAUUUCAUUAUUAAUAAAUAAUUAAUUAUUUAAUAAUUAAUUAAAAAUGUAUUAAUUUAUUAAUUCAUAUUAAUUUUAAAUUUUUCGUCCUAAACUGAAAGGUAAAAGGCAGGAUCAUGAAUUGUAUGGUAUGUUCUGAAAUACUGAAGCGAAUAAAACAAAUAUGUACAUA
Messenger RNA from Orussus abietinus, 2797 nucleotides. It is a transcript of the gene mei-9, whose product is annotated as DNA repair endonuclease XPF. The record is from RefSeq and is a predicted model, not a curated record. Bases 1 to 2613 code for a protein of 870 amino acids. Gene Ontology annotation, molecular function: single-stranded DNA endonuclease activity; single-stranded DNA binding; damaged DNA binding. Gene Ontology annotation, cellular component: nucleotide-excision repair factor 1 complex. NCBI's taxonomy places the organism in Eukaryota, Metazoa, Arthropoda, Insecta, Hymenoptera, Orussidae. Gene Ontology annotation, biological process: double-strand break repair via homologous recombination; nucleotide-excision repair involved in interstrand cross-link repair; resolution of meiotic recombination intermediates. The transcript has 16 exons.